GUGGCAGCGUGCUGCGGACUUGAUCCUCUCAUCGCGCUGCGCUGACACCACGGCUUUUGAGGUGCUGGUCGCUGCGGCUGCAGAUGCCAGAGAGUGGGCUGUGGCUCUGGCAUUGACAGAAACGAUGGAGGUCCGCCUGGGCUUUGCAUCCGGCGGCGCCUUGGCCACGGCGGCCGCGGCG
Messenger RNA from Symbiodinium sp. CCMP2456, 181 nucleotides. The record is from the annotation of a GenBank genome assembly. Lineage: Eukaryota; Dinophyceae; Suessiales; Symbiodiniaceae.